CACACCACACACAUGGCCUGCUACGACCUCUGCCGCCCCUGCGGACCCACCCCACUGGCUAACAGCUGCAACGAGCCCUGUGUCAGGCAGUGCGAGGACUCCCGCGUCGUCAUCCAGCCUCCCGCCGUGCUCGUCACCCUGCCAGGACCCAUCCUCAGCUCCUUCCCACAGAACACCGCCGUCGGAUCCUCCUCAUCCGCUGCCGUGGGCAACAUCCUCAGCUCCCAGGGAGUGCCCAUCUCCUCCGGUGGCUUUGGCUACGGCUUCGGCUUUGGAGGCCUGGGCUGCUUCGGGGGCAGAAGAGGCUGCUACCCCUGCUAA
Molecule: messenger RNA, 321 nt
Organism: Gavia stellata (red-throated loon)
Lineage: Eukaryota; Metazoa; Chordata; Aves; Gaviiformes; Gaviidae
Product: feather keratin 1-like
Exons: 1
Coding region: 13-321 (102 amino acids)
Cellular component (GO): intermediate filament
Molecular function (GO): structural constituent of cytoskeleton
Source: RefSeq, a predicted model, not a curated record